AUGAUGGAGUAUGUCGGGGCUCAGCUCUCUUGGUCCCAGAGCGAAGCGAGACAGGCCGUCGACGAUCGUGACGCAAAAGCCGAGGCCGAGGCCAGCAAGCAGCGCAGGAAAGUUCAGAACCGGAAGAAUCAACGAGCACGCCGUGAGUCUGCCCCUCGCUCCGAUAACGCAUUCCAUACUCAGAAACCCGCUACAGGACUACGGCUCAAGGGCGGAGACGCGGGCAAUCUUCAGGAGUCGCGCCCAUUCCGAGUCAAGCGCUGGCGCCUCGACGAGCCCGACCACAUUCCCUCUCAAGCAAUCUCGCCAGCAUCAGAGCGCGCAACAACCACGGCCUUCUCCCAUAGACCGCCUCACACGGACGCGGGCAUAUCGGCCUCUACAGCCGAACGUACAGUCGUGCUUCGUGAAUCACUAUCCACGACCACCCACCUCCAGUCCCCCGUAAAUUUGGACAUCCAGCCCUUUACUUUUCCCUUCUCCUCGGACCACCUCCUCCAUCUCAUUCACUAUAAUGUCUGUCGCGCCUUGAUCACGAAUAUGCGUACCCUCAACACCGUACCCGCCGACACGACUCUCUGCACCGUUGCCUCGCCUUGCCGUGACGACACGACCCUCUACCCCCUCAAGCCCGACAUCCCUUCCUCCCUCAUCCCGACCGCCUUCCAGCAAACUCACGACCAUUCUACCUGGAUCAACGUCAUUCCCUUCCCCCGCGUCCGCGAGAACUUGAUCCGAUAUGAAGGCAGCUUCGAUCCCUGGGAGCUACUGCAGGACCUCGCCGGUGACCUAUUGAACUCGACGCCAGACCCGCGACGGCGAGACGCGCCCGCUUCUGUAAAAAUUCCCAGGAAUCCACAGCCCCUGACCUUUCUAUCCGGAAGUGAUCCGGAUGAAAUGACCGCCGGACGUAAGGGACUCAUUGUCUGGGGCGAGCCGCACGAGAUGAAGAGUUGGGAGGCCACGCCCGGUUUUCUCGCCAAAUGGGCAUGGGUUGCGGAUGGCUGCGAUGAGUUGGUGGAAAUCAGCAACCACUGGAGGAUGAAAAGAGGGGAGGAACCUAUGCGACUCGGGAUGUUGAGGGGCUAUCCGCCACCACCGCUCUCGCACGCAGCGUCAAGUGGAGGUUAA
Messenger RNA from Penicillium argentinense, 1131 nucleotides. RefSeq lists its product as uncharacterized. NCBI's taxonomy places the organism in Eukaryota, Fungi, Ascomycota, Eurotiomycetes, Eurotiales, Aspergillaceae. The transcript has a single exon. Bases 1 to 1131 code for a protein of 376 amino acids. The record is from RefSeq and is a predicted model, not a curated record.